Messenger RNA from Epinephelus fuscoguttatus (brown-marbled grouper), 6847 nucleotides. Its product is annotated as TBC1 domain family member 9B. Gene Ontology annotation, molecular function: calcium ion binding. NCBI's taxonomy places the organism in Eukaryota, Metazoa, Chordata, Actinopteri, Perciformes, Serranidae. The coding region runs from base 154 to 3801 and encodes 1215 amino acids. The transcript is spliced from 23 exons. The record is from RefSeq and is a predicted model, not a curated record.
AGUGAUGUGAAGUCAGCAGACCAAGUGAAAACAACAACAUCAGCUCGGUGUUUGUCUGAAUUAGACGGAGCCGCCCGGUGCUAACUAACGGGUCUUUCUCCCGGUGCUAACGGGUCUUUCUCCCGGCGGACGGUGAGCAGGCAGCGGGCAGAGAUGUGGAUCCAGCCGGAGGAGGUGCUGCUGGCCGGGGCGCUGUGGGUGUCUGAGCGGGCCAACCCGUUCUUCAUCCUGCAGAGGAGGAGAGGACACGGCCGAGGAGGAGGACUGUCCGGUCUCCUGGUUGGGACUCUGGAUGUGGUUCUGGACUCCAGUGCCAGAGUGGCUCCCUACAGGAUCCUGCUGCAGACCGCCGACUCUCAGAUCUACUGGAACAUCGCCUGUGGCUCGUCCAGGAAGGAGAUCACAGAACACUGGGAUUGGCUGGAGUCCAACCUGCUGCAGACCAUCUCCAUCUUUGACAACGAUGAAGACGUCACCACCUUUGUCAAAGGAAAGAUCUGUGGCAUCAUCGCAGAGGAGAACCGGCUGAAGCAGGGGGAGGAGCAGGAGGAGGAUUGUGGGAAGUUUCGGGAGGCGGAACUGAAGAUGAGGAAGCUAUUUGGGAUGCCUGACGAGGAGAAGCUGGUGAAUUAUUACUCCUGCAGCUACUGGAAGGGUCGAGUGCCGCGACAGGGCUGGCUCUACCUGUCCGUCAACCACCUGUGCUUCUACUCCUUUCUGCUGGGCAAAGAGGUGACCCUGGUGGUGCAGUGGACGGAGGUGACCCAGCUGGAGAAGAACGCCACCCUGGUGUUUCCAGAGAGUGUUCGUGUCAGCACGCGUCACACUGAACAUUUCUUUUCCAUGUUCCUUAACAUCAACGACACCUUCAAGCUGAUGGAGCAGCUCGCCAACAUCGCCAUGCGUCAGCUCCUCGACAACGAGGCGUUUGCUGCCGACCGCUCGCUGCCCAAACCCUGCAAGACACUCAAGAACGUCUCUGCACUCAAGAGGGAUUUGGACGCACGGGCGAAGAACGAGCGGUACCGGACGAUGUUUCGACUGACGCAGGACGAGCGUCUGGACGGACACACAGACUGCACGCUGUGGACGCCAUUUGCUAAGAUGCACGUGGUCGGACAGCUGUUCAUCUCUAACAACUACAUCUGUUUUAACAGCAGAGAAGAAGACUUGUGUCAGCUCAUCAUCCCACUCAGAGAGGUGUCCAUUGUAGAAAAGGCGGACAGCAGCAGCGUCCUGCCUUGUCCUGUCUCCAUCAGCACCAAGAACAAGAUGAACUUCCUGUUCGCCAACCUCAAAGACAGAGACUUCCUGGUCCAACGCAUCUCCGACUUUCUGCAGCGAACGCCCGACAGCUCAUGGGGUGACACCAGCCCGCUGUCUCUGAUUGGUCACUCGGCGUCCUCCAGUGCCCCCGCGUCCUUGUCUGCAGGGUCUGAGUCCGUCCACAGGGGGCGUCAUUACCACUCUGGUCUGCCCACAGCUAGCCAGGGUCUGCUGCAGCUCUACCACCGAGACACUCCGGAGGACCUGGGACCCAAAGCUAUGAAGGAGAAGAUGAAGGAGGAGGCGUGGAACAUCCAUUUCUCAGAGUUCGGCCGAGGUGUCUGCAUGUACCGAACCUCCAGAACCAGGGAGCUCGUCCUCAACGGGAUCCCAGAGCGCCUGAGAGGAGAGCUGUGGUUACUGUUUUCUGGAGCUCAGAACGAGAUGGCGACCCACCCUGGUUACUAUGGUGACCUGGUGGAGCAGGCCAUGGGGCUGUGUUCAUUGGCGACAGAGGAGAUCGAGCGUGACCUUCACCGUUCGAUGCCCGAGCACCGAGCCUUCCAAAAUGAGAUGGGUAUCGCUGCACUGCGCCGGGUUCUCACUGCCUACGCCCACCGAAACCCCGGGAUCGGAUACUGUCAGGCGAUGAACAUCGUCACCUCUGUCCUGCUGCUCUACUGUCCAGAGGAAGAAGCCUUCUGGCUGUUGGUGGCGCUGUGUGAGCGGAUGCUGCCCGACUACUACAACACCAGAGUCGUAGGUGCUCUGGUGGAUCAGGGGGUGUUUGAGGAGCUGACCCGAGCCUUCCUCCCGCUGCUGUACGAACACAUGCAGGAACUGGGCGUCAUCUCCACCAUCAGCCUGUCCUGGUUCCUCACACUCUUCCUGUCUGUGAUGCCCUUCGACAGCGCCGUCCUAUUGGUUGACUGCUUCUUCUACGAGGGCAUAAAAGUCAUCUUCCAGGUGGCGCUGGCUGUGCUUCAUGACAACAUGAACGCCCUGCUGUCCUGCAGUGACGAGGGAGAAGCCAUGACCAUCCUGGGCAGGUACCUGGAUAAUGUUGUGAAUAAACAGACUGUGGCUCCGCCCAUCCCUCACCUGCACGCCUUGCUGACCAGCGGAGAUGAUCCUCCACCUGAGAUCGACAUCUUCGACCUCAUCAAGGCGUCCUACGAGAAGUUUGGCAGCCUGCGCUCUGAUGUCAUCGAGCAGAUGAGGUUCAAGCAGAGGUUAAAGGUCAUUCAGUCGCUGGAAGAUACGGCCAAGAGGAGCGUGGUGAGAGCGAUGAUGACGGAGUCGGCCUUCAGUAUCGAGGAGCUGGAAGAGCUGUACUGUCUCUUUAAGUCCAAACACAUGACGAGCUGUUACUGGGGCUCCAGCAGCACUGCGGCCGAGCGUCAUGACCCCAGCCUGCCGUACCUGGAGCAGUACCGCAUCGACCCGGUUCAGUUCACCCAGCUGUUCACCGCACUCGCUCCCUGGAUCUGUGGAGGCCACACCCCCACGCUGUCAGCCCGCCUCUUCAGACUCCUGGACCAGAACCAGGACGGACUGGUCAACUUCAAAGAGUUCAUCACCGGACUGAGUGGGAUGUAUCACGGAGACAUGACGGAGAAACUCAAACUGCUGUACAAGCUCCACCUCCCUCCAGCUCUGUGUCCUGAGGAGGCGGAGUCAGCUCUGGAGGCAACACAGUUCUUCACUGAGGACGUCCCACCACCAGAAUCUUCCUUCCCUUCUGAUCUGGACAUUUUGGGGCAGCAGGAAGUGACAUCAGGUGAGGAGGGGAAGGAUGGAGGCGGAGACAGCGAGGAGAAGAAAGCCUCAGAGGAGAAGGUGAAGGACUACAGGUACUAUCUGAGGAUGUGGGCCAAAGAGAAGGAACCUAAGAGAGAGACCAUCAAAGACCUGCCCAGGAUGAACCAGGAGCAGUUCAUUGACCUGUGUAAGACUCUGUACAACAUGUUCAGCGAGGAGCCUCUGGAGCAGGAGCUCUAUCACUCCAUCGCCACCGUCGCCAGCCUGCUGCUGCGCAUCGGAGAGGUCGGUAAGAAGUUCAACAACGGCAGCAAAAAGACCGACAGUGCUGCCGCUCAGGCUCCGCCCACCCCACAGACCACUCCCACCGAACCUCAGAGUGAGGAGGGGGCCGGCGAGGGGGUGUCAGGAGAAUCUCAGGUGUGCCGCGCUCUGGCCGACGCUCAGCUGGAGCCGGAUGAGGAAACCAAAGACGACACGUCGGUGUCGUCGUACUCAGUGGUGAGCUCCGGCUCGCUGCAGUGCGAGGACAUCGCUGACGAUACUGUGCUGAUCGGCAGCAGCGAGCAGAGGCGGGGCAGCGUGCUGGAUGUGGAUUGGUCGAUCACCUUUGAGCAGGUACUGGCGUCGCUGCUGACGGAGCCGCCGCUUGUUGACUACUUCGAAAGGAAGAGGGACAUCGAGAGCAAGAUGGCCGCCUGUAAGGCCCAGCGGGUGGUGGAGCGCCAGAUGAGCUCCGCCUCAGACCAUGAACUCACUCAGCAUUCUGUCUGACUCACCUCCACCUGUACACCUGUACACCUGUCCGUCUGUACACCUGUCCACCUGACAGAGACACAGAGAGGAAACGUGUCAUCAUCCUGAUUAUGUGAUGUCACAGACUAACCUGUGAUGUCAGAAAACAUGUAUUCACAGGAAGUCAUGUGACUGUACCUUUAUUAAAACUCAACACUUCCUGCAGGUGUUUCACAGUUAAAGUCCUUCAGGGAGGAGAUAAUGGUGGGCUUUUAAUGUGAAGGGAUGGAGGAAGUGUUGAGAUGUUUUAACAGGAAACAGGAAGCAGAUCAUUGUAAACAAACAGGUCCUGACAGCUGUGUAUCAGCGGCAACAACGUCACAGUGGUCAGUAUUGUUUUCACCGCGCAAGUCUGUGUUGUAAUGGCAACAUGUUCCUGGUGGAACCUGUUGUCAUGGAAACAACACAGGAAGUUUGGAGCACUGUGUCGGCUGUCUGUCUGUCUGUCUGUCUGUCUGUCUGUCUGUGGGACAGAGUUUGUCAGUGCGACAGGGUCACAGCUGAGCAAGACGCAGUCCCAAAACUUUACAGGUGAUUAUUUGAGAUCAAAGCGAAGGCCAAGUUCAAAGAUGGCUGUGGUCUGAGCGAAGGGAAUAGGAAGUAGGGGAUAGGGAGUAUGGAAGGAGCCACUGCUCCACUUCACCCCAUAGAUGUAUAAAGACACCUGGAUACAGCGUUGGAGGCGGGGCCAUGUUUAUUCCUAUGAAAGUAGCUCUGUGGCGCAUGAAGCCAGAUCUUCUUCAUCAUUGGGCCACAGAGCAGUGAUGCUCAACCUCCGGCCCGUGGGCCAAAUUUGGCCUCCGGUCACAGGUGACACAUGAGCCUUGUUUCCACCGAGCAGUUCAGUUCAUAGUUUCUGUCUCCACAGUAAAAGUUGUGGAUGGUCCCAACAGAAGCGUUCCUUAGCGUCCCCAUGUUUGGUCCCCCCUCUGUUGGGGUACCUAGCACACAGAUCUGGUCCUAAAAGGUGGAGCUAGAAACCCUGCAGUCUGAUUGGUCAGUAGAGGACGCUCACUCUGGUUUUAUGUAACCUCUGUUCAUACAUCAGUAAACUACAACUAUAAAAUGAAAGAGAAAAAAAUAACUUCAUUCACUGGGCCGACUGCCGGCAACUUUUAAGGUGGAACGUUAACUUGUAAUGUUACUCAAUGCAUGAGUUGAUGACGUGAAUCCAUCAGCACACCUUAAAUUUCACUGUGACAACUUUGACCAUCACUUUAGUUUUUAUAUGACACACACUUUUAGUAAUGACUUUAAAAAUAUAGAUUCAUUUGGAGCGGAUUAUGUGAAGGUCAUAUAUUCUAAUCCUCACUUCCUGUGGGCUACAGCAACACUAAACCCCUGAGCUUGCCUGAGAAGGACUAAAUGCACAAAGCUGCUAUUUUGAAAUAUCCCAUGGAGAGAGACUCUCACUGCAGCCUGUUCUAUUUUGUUGUGAAAAUGUGGGCGUGCAGCCUCGUUCUGUGGACGAUAAACCAGGUGCAGACUUCCAUCUGUGUCACCGCUGAUGAGGAAAUACAGCGAGUGCUGGACGGAGCAGUGAGUGACAACAACCCCGCCCACAUUUAAGAGGACUGUCUGAACACACCGAGGGUCUAGGUACCAUGUCUGAAGGCUGACUGCUGGCUCCAGAGGGACUGGACUGAAAGGGUUUGGUGGAGACGGGGCUGCAGAGUCACCAGUUAACCUGCAUGUCUUUGGACUGUGGGAGGAACCCGGAGCACCUGGAGGAAACCCACGCUGACACGGGGAGAACAUGUAAACUCCACACAGAAGGGCUCCUCCACCCCAGGGUUCAAACCAGGAACCCUCUUACUGUGAGGCGGCACCACUGCACCACCGUGCCGCCCACUGUUAUCAGACAGAAUGAUUAAAUCCUGAUCAGGAAUCAAGUCGUUCUGUUCUGUAUCCACUGAUGUACAGAUGUCAGUCUAUGGGGGAAAAUGUUUUUGAGCCACAUGGCAUCAUGUGACAUCGUGUGACAUCAUGUGACAUCGUGUGACAUCAUGUGACAUCGUGUGACAUUGUGUGACAGACCCUGAAGUUAGAUUUCUGCUGUUUGGCCACUACAUCAUAUUGGCUUCAAAGUUCAGUGCUGUUCGUGGCGUCUCACUUUACGACCCAGCCCUCAUUUAGUGUCUGUGUGGCUGUGUUGUUGCUGCAGUGAUGUGAUCACAUGAUGGUGUCGGCUCAGGGUCAGCAGGUCUCAGGUCUCUGUGCAGGUGAGAUGUGCUGAAUAUAAUCAGACGUGAAAACUAACAGACACUAACAGACGAGCAGGUGAAGCAGGUGAACAGUCAGCUGGCAGAACUACAGAAGCCCCUAAGUCCCAAAACAUGUUUUUUUUUUUAACCAAGAGAAUCCUCUCCAUGUCAUCAGAUCAUCUCUGUAAAUAAUUGAGUCCUAAAACUUUCUUAAAAUAAGUGAAUACGUGUUUCGCUGACUGAAGACGUUUAAACAUGUUUACAAAUGAUUAUAUUUUAAGGAUCAGACUGCGAGCAGGUGAAGCCGCUGAGGCUCCAAGAACAAAGUUUAGUUAGAUGUAAUAAAAACAUUAAAAUGAGUUGAUUCAUGUUUGAAACAAGUUGAAAUAUUCCAAACUGUUUCAUUGAUUUUCAGAAAAUUAAACUUGAAGGACUCGUUACAUAAAACUAAAAUAGUUUAAUGUUAAAUUGUUUUAAUUUCCUUCUGUACAGCUCAGAUAUAUAUAUAUUAACUGUAUAUUAAUAAAAUCAUAUUACCUGAUAAACUCACGUACCUGUGUCACUCAGGUGAGGUCACACCUGCAGUCUUUUAUUUUGACAUCACUGAAGCCUUGUUUGUUUGUGCUGCCUAUUUCUGAUGACAUCACUCCUGUUUACUUCCUGUAGAGACGAUGAUGUCAGAGGACCUUUCAGUGUUUUUACUCAGUUUCUUCUCUCUGUUGUCUGUACUGUAUUUAUUCACCUGUCUGCUUUUAAAAUCCAUUAUAUUGAUCAGUUAUUGAUCUGUAUUCUGUUGUCUAAUAAAUACUGAAGAAAAUUCA